Messenger RNA from Rotaria sp. Silwood2, 2463 nucleotides. The record is from the annotation of a GenBank genome assembly. Lineage: Eukaryota; Metazoa; Rotifera; Eurotatoria; Philodinida; Philodinidae.
AUGUUGCUUAAGAACGUUAUUAUCCUUCUUAUUUUUGUACCUUUUCGUAUUUUUUCAACGAAUAAUCUUUGUCGAUUAAUUGAAUUUAAUAUACCACAAGGAUUAUUUUCAUUUCGUACAAAUGAUAUAGAAGAAAAAUUAUUUUAUAAAACUGAUUAUGUAUGUCAGAAUAAACCAAUUUUUCGUUCAAUUAAAUAUCAACAUUUAUAUCAAUUUCAAUCACCAAAUAAUCGUUGGUGGACACUAUAUGAUACAAUAAAUUCAACAUAUAAAUUAGGCAUGUAUGAAUGGUGUAAUGCAUGGAAUGCUAAACCUUUACUUGCAAUGCAACUUGGAAUAUUUCAACAUCCACUUGGAAAACAAAUCAAAUUACAACGAUGGAAACAUAUAAUUGUUCAUGAGAAAAAUAAUAGUUACACAUAUAAAUCUGUAUCAAAUGUUUCUCUGAAAUGUUAUUAUCCUUCAUCAACACCGGUUUGUCAAACACAUCAAUUAGCUUUUCUAUUCGAUUUAACUGAAACAACAAAUAAAAAUGAAUUAGAUCAAAUGAAAUUAUUAACAAAAACAUUAAUUUGGUUAUUAUAUAAUCAAACAAAUAUUUCACUUAGUUAUUAUAGUGAUAGAUUUCAUCUUAUACAUUCAUUUGAUGAAAAAUCAUCAAUAAAAAGUCUUGAACAUUUAUAUGAUUCAAUCGAUACACUUAAUAAACAUAAUGAAAAACCAAAACGUUUUUCUGUUCAAUGGCCUGAAGCAAUUCAUAGUAUUGUUACAAAAAUUUUUAAACGUCGAUUUUUCUUACCACUUAAUAUAAUCAAUUCAACUGGUCAAUAUCAAUCUAUAACAGAUGAUUCAAUUGAUGAUGAAAUAUAUACUGAACCAUAUCCAUUGAUUUAUUCUGAUGAACAUGCAAUUAAAACUAUUCUUAAUAUAACAACAUAUCCAUAUCGAAAAAAACGUUCAAUAAAAAAAUCAUAUGAUAAAUCAAAUAAUCUACUUGUUAUAUUAACAUCACGUUCAAAAUAUCUUUAUGAUUAUAAACAACAAGAUAAACAAUUAACAGAAUUUAUUGCAUCAGUACCAUUAAGAAUUCUUGUUAUUGAUUUUAAUAAAAUAUCAAAUAAAAAUCAAGCUGAAUAUAUUCAUUCAGCAUUUAUUCACUAUGCUAAAUAUGCUUUAGCAUCAUGUCCUGUGACUUAUAAUUAUAUUGAAACAUAUGAAGAGCUAGGUGAUGUUAUAUAUGGUAAACAAUUAUUUAAUCAUUAUCAUCGAUUAUGUUAUCCACCUGAAGAAAAUUUAUUUAAAAAUAAUUUUACAACAACUUUAAUUGAAACAUCUGAUAGUUCAACAAUAGAAUGUACACUUUUAACUUUAUUUAAUAAUGAAAAUGAUAAUUCAACAUUAAAAGAUAAAUUUGAUUAUACUUUUUAUGAAACACCAGAUAGCUGUUUUUCUGCACCUGUUUAUCGAUCAUUAGGUGAUAGAAAUUUAUAUGUACAAAAAAUAUCAAAUGGUCAUUGGUUAAUCGUUCGUGUUGAUUCACUUUUACCUUCAACAAUGACUAUUCAACAAAAACUUGCAUCGACAACAACUAGUACUUUAGAACCUGAAUUUUUCUAUGCUACUGAUUAUGCAAAUGGUCCAAUGAUCGAUAACUGGAACAAUGAAACAAUAAUUGUUGAUUUACCUAUUAGUGUUCCACAUUGUUCUGAUACUCCUGGUAUAGAUAUUCUAUGGGAAAGUGCUGAUAAUCAAAUUCUUAAUGAUUAUUCAUUACGUACUCCACGUCAAUGGAUAUCAAAUUCAAAUAAAUCUGAUUUAAUUUCCCCAAUUUGUAAUAAAUAUAAAAUAUCAUGUCAAACCUCAAAGUUCGAUUUACUUAUUCUUAUUGAUUCUCAGUAUGAAUAUUUAUCAUUAAUAAAAACAUUUCUUAAUAUAUUUCUUACAUUAAUUGAACCAUAUAAUCAUCGUUUUAGUCUUAUUAUAUUAACAUCAUCAACAGUAGAUACAUUUCAAUAUCAUCUACCUUUAACAUUAUUAAAUACAAUAAAUAAUAAAAUAAUUGAAAAUUAUUUAUCUUAUAUUGAUGAGAAAAAUAUUUCAAUAAUACAAUUAAAUCAACAUCUUGAACCUAUUAGUAAUUAUUUAAUAAAAAAUCAAGAAUUUUUAUCAAAUAUUUCUACACAACAAAUUAUAUUAACAAUAUCAUCACGAUUGAAUUUUAAUCAAACUCAUAUAAAAGAAAUAAUUCAACGUUAUUCAACUAUUCGAUAUAUGGUACUUGAUCCAUAUUUAAAAAAUGAUGAUUAUGAACAUAAUAAUAAUCAAGAACGAGAAAAUCUUCUUUCAUCAUUAACAUCAUCACCUUCAUAUAUAAAUUUAUUUUCAUCUUAUGCUGCUUAUAGAGAUUUAACAUUUCAUACUGUGUUUCGUUUAUUAGAAAGUUUAUGUGGAUAUAUUCAAUAA